AUGACUCAAGAACGAGCUAGCAGUGUUUAUGUCGUCCCACCAGGUGGCGCUUGGAAUGAGCGUAACCCGACUUUUUCCCGCACCGUCCAUGAGCUCUUCAAAAAGCAAUGGCUUAUAAAACUCAGACAUAAAGCGUCUAUCAUUGAAUUUAUUAUUGCCUUAGUUAUUUAUAUUGCUCUUUACCCAGUUUGGAAGCUAGCCAGGACAACAGUCAAGGGCGUAGAAACACCAAACAUCACAUAUUCGAAUCCUCAAAUAGAAAUUGCCAAAUUUUUGAAUGCAGUUAUGGGACAGCCAACUCUUGUUGCUAUACCUGAUGUCCAAGAAGUUCGUGAUUUAAUCAAUUCAACAGGACUUGAAACUGCCCUACCGAGGCUGAACGUAACUUCCAAGUUCCAGUAUGUCAAUUCUACAUCAGAAAUGGAGAAAUUGAUUUAUGCAUCAAAAGCUAACGGUCUUGGCAUAAGAUGGCUGAAUUAUGACAAAAAAGAGAACGAUACAUGGCUUUUAAAGCCAAAGUUCGAGGUCUAUCGUCAAAGCUUUGGACCAGAUGCUGAUGCAGCCAUUACACUUUUACUUGAAUCAUCCUGUAUCCAGAAAUAUCUUUCAACACCUACAAAUUCAGACUUUUCACUUCGAACGAAUUCAAUUAAUAUGCUUACUAUGAAUCUUACUACCCAAGGCUAUGCCAAACCUUCACAAGAAUCAGAGUUCGAUGUUUCUAUUGCUGUUGCAUUCUUUGCAAUUCUUCCGAUUGUACUUGCAACAAUGCCAGAUGUCCAAACCAUUCUAGAAGAGAAGGAUUCCAAAGUUAUGUCACUUACUUUCUUGAUGGGAUGCAGUGAAUUAGCUUAUUGGCUGUCAAACUUCUUAACUCAGUUCAUUCUUUCAUUUAUACCUUACAUUGGCUUUUGUGCGAUGCUUUCAUAUGGUUUUAUGAUGACACAUACCGAUUUCACCCUCUUAUUAGUUUUAUCUUUGUUAUUUAUCAUUUCACAUAUCUUUUUCCAGCUUUGGAUCUUAACAUUCAUUAAGAAAGCAAGUGCUGGACGUGCUUUAACUGUCAUUUGGAUUGUUUUCACAUUAUUCUUCUCAUAUCUCCACAUGUUUUUCACUCUUUCAGAUAACACAGAUGCCGGAGCACUUAAACAUGUCUUCUCCAUUGUUCCUUUAUCCGCAUAUCAAAUGGUUCUCAUGAGCGCCUACAAUCUUGAGUAUACACACAAGCAAGCAAUGACGUGGACACACAUGGGCAAAGAUUCUAAAUACGCGGCAUGGAUGGGAUUGAUGUGGCUUUUAAUUGAUUGCGUUUUAUAUCUUUUCUUAUUCUUUUUGUUCAAUCUUUGUAUGUCAAGACCAUUCUGCACUCCUCCUUUGAAAUGGUCUGAGCUCUUCAAGAUAUCUGCUUGGAAGAGAAUGAUGAAUAGCGGAGAGAUACAAACAUCAAAAGUCAAUGCAGAAGUAAGUGAAUUUGUCAGGGUAAAAGGACUGAAGAAAGUGUUCAAAGCACAAGGAAAAGAAGUCACUGCACUUGAUAAUGUUGACUUUUACAUCAAUCGUGGAGAAGUCAUUGUAAUGAUUGGUCCAAAUGGUGCUGGCAAAUCAACACUUAUUAAUAUUUUGGCAGGAGCGAUUGAACCUGAUGAAGGAAAGAUUAAUAUUCUUGGAGGAAAUGAGACCGACAGAUUUAAAGAAAUGCAGCAUUAUUUGGGAGUUUGUUUCCAAGGAAAUGUUAUUAUUAAUUUAUUGAGUGUUCGCGAGCAUUUGUAUUUGUUUGGAGCAUUUAGAGGAGUUCCAAGAGAUCAGAUCGACCAAGCUGUCGAAUUCUUUGGUUCUCAGCUCCAAUUAACACAUAUGAUGGAUAACAGAGCAGGAGAUUUAUCUGGUGGACAAAAGAGAAAACUUUGCAUCGCUAUGUCAUUAUUAGGAAAUCCUCCUUUAGUUAUUAUGGAUGAACCAACAGCAGGUGUCGAUGUACAGGCAAGACAAUUGAUUUGGAAGAUGAUUUCUUCUCUUAAGGAUACUACUUCGAUUAUUACAUCACAUGCUUUGGAAGAAGCAGAAGCUGUUUCUUCAAGAUUGUUUAUUGCAUCAAGUGGUCAAUUGAAGUUCUGUGGAACAUCAACUGAAUUAAGACAUGAACACAAAUGCGGUUAUGUUUUGGGAGUUGUACCAAAUGAUGGCGUUGAUUGCAAGGAAAUCGCGGAAUUUGUUAAGUCAAUAAUUCCAGAAGCAGUUGUUAGUGAAGAAAGAGAUGAUAUUUUGACUUUCCCUGUUUGUGAUGAAAUUCCAAAGUUACUCCACGCUUUGAAUGAUAAAAAAGAUCAAAUUGGUCUGAAGACUUAUUCUUUGUCUGUGGAACAACUUGAAGAUAUGCUACUUAAGUUAAUCCAGGCAGAUGAAGCUAAAGUUCAAACUCAUUAA
Messenger RNA from Trichomonas vaginalis G3, 2424 nucleotides. RefSeq names its product ATP-binding cassette transporter subfamily A ABCA family. Gene Ontology annotation, cellular component: intracellular membrane-bounded organelle; membrane. The coding region runs from base 1 to 2424 and encodes 807 amino acids. The record is from RefSeq and is a predicted model, not a curated record. NCBI's taxonomy places the organism in Eukaryota, Parabasalia, Trichomonadida, Trichomonadidae. Gene Ontology annotation, molecular function: ATP hydrolysis activity; ABC-type transporter activity; ATP binding. Gene Ontology annotation, biological process: lipid transport; transmembrane transport. The transcript has a single exon.